This is a messenger RNA of Fusarium proliferatum ET1, 1353 nucleotides long. RefSeq lists its product as uncharacterized. The coding region runs from base 1 to 1353 and encodes 450 amino acids. The record is from RefSeq and is a predicted model, not a curated record. The transcript has 3 exons. Gene Ontology annotation, molecular function: FMN binding; oxidoreductase activity. Lineage: Eukaryota; Fungi; Ascomycota; Sordariomycetes; Hypocreales; Nectriaceae.
AUGGCACCAAGACGAUUCUUUACUGAACCAGCAGACGCAAGCCCUUUGGGCCAGCCUCUCAAAUUCGAGUUCAGCGGUAAAACCGCCAAGAACCGAUUUAUGAAGGCUGCAAUGACGGAACGACUCUCAACAUGGGAUCCCAAAGUCCUUGAGAAGCGAGGCGUCCCUACUCCAGAACUUAUCAACGUCUAUCGACGAUGGGGCGAGGGAGAUUUCGGUGUCAUCCUGACCGGAAAUGUUAUGAUCGAGUAUGACCAGCUCGAGGCUGCUGGAAACCCUAUCGUACCCCGAGAUGCACCCGCGUCUGGCGAGCGGUUUGAAGCGUUUAAGGAAUUGGCAACUGUUAGCAAGAAGUAUGGAAGCUUGAUUGUUGCACAGGUCAGCCAUCCUGGACGCCAGGUCGCCGACAACAUUCAAAAGAACCCCAUUUCUCCUAGUGAUGUUCAAUUGGAGGGUGAGGUAAUGGGCAUGCACUUUGCCAAGCCCAAGGCCAUGGAUGAGCAAGACUUCAAGAAUGUUAUCGAGGGCUUUGCUCAUGCUGCCGAGUUCCUUUACAAGGCCGGUUAUGACGGCAUCCAAUUGCAUGGCGCACAUGGCUAUCUCUUGGCCCAAUUCCUUUCACCUACAACAAACAAGAGAACAGACAAGUACGGCGGUUCUAUCGAAAACCGAUCUCGCAUCAUCUUCGAGAUUGCUGAUGCUAUCCGUGCCCGCGUCCCCGAUAAGUCAUUCAGCCUUUCCAUCAAGGUCAACAGUGUCGAAUUCCAAGAAGGCGGCUUCUCCACCGACGACUGCAAGGUCCUUUGCAAGCGACUCGAACAGCAUGGCUUUGAUUUUGUUGAGCUUUCUGGAGGAACUUACCAGAGCCUUGCCUUCUCUCAUCGACGAGAGAGCUCGAAGAAGCGGGAGGCUUUCUUCCUUGAGUUUGCCGAGAAGAUUAUCCCCGAGCUUACCAAGACCAAGGCUUACGUCACCGGUGGCUUAAGGACAGUCAAGGCUAUGAACGAGGCUCUAAAGACGGUUCAUGGUAUUGGUUUGGCACGACCCGUGACUAAUGAGUUCGACUUGCCUGCCAAGAUCCUCAAGGGCGAGGCUACCAGCGCAAUCGACACUUUGCUCGACGAGCAGAACUUUGGUAUUACCAAUGUCGCUGCUGGCACACAAAUUCGACUUGUUGGCAAGGAUAAGCACCCUCUUGACUUGAGCCGAGAGGAUCAUAAGAGAAUUUUUGAAGAAUCUAUGCAGAAGUGGGGAGAGGGUAUGGCGCAUAAUGAUGAUCAGUCUAAGUAUGGAUAUGUUGAUAUUGAAGGAGUCAAGCUGGAGCCAUUUGGCCAAGCUUAUGGGGCGGCGUAA